Messenger RNA from Salmo salar (Atlantic salmon), 671 nucleotides. RefSeq names its product large ribosomal subunit protein P2. Lineage: Eukaryota; Metazoa; Chordata; Actinopteri; Salmoniformes; Salmonidae. The record is from RefSeq and is a predicted model, not a curated record. Gene Ontology annotation, cellular component: ribosome; cytosolic large ribosomal subunit. Gene Ontology annotation, biological process: cytoplasmic translational elongation. Gene Ontology annotation, molecular function: structural constituent of ribosome.
CGCCUGUGCAAAUCUCGUCGUGAACACGCAUCUGCCUUCUCCGUGUCAAGUGAGUGUCUUCUAAAGGAAAUGUAGUAUAUAUACACCAUGUGAAAAUAAGUCCAACACGGCACCAUAACGUAGGCAUUCCCUUCAAAUAUUUGUUUUACCCCUAAACUAAAAUUGGACAGCAAAUAAUCUAUUGAUGAGGAGCAUGCUAGCCAGUUAGCUUGCUACCUAACAGCCAUGACAUGUCACCAUGUGUACCUGCUCUCACUGUCGCUCAAAGAAACAAGGCCCAAAACGAAUGCGUUACGUUGCUGCAUACCUGCUCUCUGCCCUUGGUGGUAAUGCCAGCCCACAGGCUGCGGACAUCAAGAAGAUCCUGGAAAGUGUUGGCAUUGAGGCUGACAACACACGCAUGGAGAAAGUUGUCACUGAACUUGGUGGCAAAAAUGUGGAAGAGGUGAUUGCUCAAGGCUAUGGUAAACUGGCCAGUAUGCCAGCAGGUGGUGCUGUGGCAGUGGCCAGCUCAGGUGGAGCCGCUACUGCUGGAGCAGCUGCCCCCGCUGCAGCUGAGGAGAAGAAGGAAGAGAAGGAGGAGUCUGAAGAGGGAUCUGAUGACGACAUGGGAUUCGGCCUGUUCGACUAAACUUGUUCAAAAUCUGAAAUAAACUUGUAAAAAAGGAAAA